Molecule: messenger RNA, 606 nt
Organism: Diorhabda sublineata
Lineage: Eukaryota; Metazoa; Arthropoda; Insecta; Coleoptera; Chrysomelidae
Product: dynein regulatory complex protein 8-like
Exons: 4
Coding region: 1-606 (201 amino acids)
Molecular function (GO): calcium ion binding
Source: RefSeq, a predicted model, not a curated record
AUGGAUGAUGAUGAAGAAGAAAUUGAAGUUCCUAUAACUAACGACCUAGAGCAAAGAGUAGCAGAAGCAUUUGCAGUUUUUGACCCCUUCCAAACUAAAAUAAUUGAACUGAAAGAUGUACCUUCUAUAAUAAGAGGUUUGGGUUGUUGUCCAACUGAAGCAGAGCUUCAAGACAUCAUUUUAAGCUUAGAAACUCAAAAGUAUCCCGGCUCUGUUCAUUUGGUAAAUUUUUUGCCACUAGUAACGGAUUUGUUUACACAACAUAAAUUCCUUCCUCCAACUCCCGACAAACUUCUAGAAGCAUUUCGAAGGCUAGAUCCAAGAGGAAUAGGUUGUUUAACAAAAGAAGAGCUUACCAAUUUGAUGACUACAGAAGGAGAACCUUUCACCAAUGAUGAAUUGGAGGAAAUGAUGGAGAUAGCUUUUGAUCCAUUGAGUAAAACAAUCAAUUACGAGUAUUAUGUCAAUCAACUACUGUAUGAACCGGAAGGGGAGAAAAAUGUGUAUACUUUGGCGGAUCGCAUUGAAGCUGAAAAACCUCCUCCACCACCGCCUCGUAAGACAAUGUCUGAAUAUUUAAGAGAAGCUGCUCAACAAGCAGAAUAA